This is a messenger RNA of Lachnellula hyalina, 2331 nucleotides long. Its product is annotated as TBC domain-containing protein. The transcript has 4 exons. The record is from RefSeq and is a predicted model, not a curated record. Bases 1 to 2331 code for a protein of 776 amino acids. NCBI's taxonomy places the organism in Eukaryota, Fungi, Ascomycota, Leotiomycetes, Helotiales, Lachnaceae.
AUGGCACCCGAGAGGAAAAUCACCCUUCGCAAUAGGGCCAAAUCGAUCGCCAAAGGUGACGCAUUGGUCGCCGUGCGCUACGAGGAUUCCGUUGCUGCAAAGGCCCCCCUACCAGUUAUUGUCGCACCCCCUCGUGCGCCACCAGCAGACACACAUCCCGCCUUGCGCACACCCCACGACGAGAAGAAGAGGGACUCAGGCCUUGCGCCAACCACAACGUCUUCGUCUACCGCAAGAGAAGGGUCGCUGAAGGUUGUAUCGACCGAGAAGAAUGUGCUGGGCGUCGCCAUAAACUUUGAUUCACCCCCACCUCCUCCAACUGCUCCUUUAGAGCCGGCGCAAACAUAUUCACCAUCGAAAAACCUCGCGAAUACCAAGAUUGUGAAGAAGAGCUACAGCAUGUCUGGCGCUCGGUGGAGGAGACCUACUUCCAAAGGGUCGAGAAAAAGCGGUGCGCCGCCAAAGACCCCGACUUCUGCUGGGAAAGACACCGAGGAACAGUAUUCACCCAUUACGACGACUAUACCGACUGAUAGUCUGCUUGAGGCGGACUUCCUCGCGUCCAUCUCCUUUUCGAAACGUGGGAGUAUUCUGCUAGGUGGGAAGAAGGGUAUCAAUGGUCAUGCGAGACCACAGGGAGGCAGAAGACAACCAAGUUUCUCGAUGUUAGCUUCGCCAGCUAUCAAUGUCCUAUCCGAUGAUCUGGAGAAGGAGUCUCAGAAAGUUCGAUCAAUGUAUGAACAAGGGUCGAGUCUCGAUUGGCAGGAGGGGAAAUAUUCAGGAAAUGCAGAGUUGAAUAUAGAGGAAGAGAACCCGUUGGAGGAGGCGCUCCCAACCAAUACUUCCAAUGGACUUCUAAGUCCUAAUAUUAAUGAUAAUUUCGAGCGGCCAGUGAGUGUAUUAUCUACCAGAAGCAGAAACAGCGAAAAGAAGGAGCACGAGCUGGCUGGAGGGAUAGAGGACUGGGAAGAUGUCGAUGGGAAUUGCGUGGAUCGAUAUGGCUUCAUCAAAAUGCGCCGAAAUUCCAGGCCCGGGACGCCAGAACCAAGACCACCUCAGAGAGUCUCUACAGUACUACAGUUAGCCUCAGACACCCCUCGGAAAAAGAGAGCUUUCGGUCGCUCCCCUUCAAAUUCGGCAUCAUUCAAUGCCGCCUUUAAACGAGCCCCCAGCAGGAAGGUAUCUGCUCGAUCUCUAAAUACCCAAGUCUCCUCUACUUCAGCGAGGAGUAGUUCCAGGGCGCAGCUCCGAGCCGCUGCCAAUUUAUUGCCGGGCAAUCGGGACAGACGGUGGAGGGAUGAAGCAGGUGACAUGCUCACAUUACCUCCCGGGUUAGCGGAUAUCGCCGAAGAUGAAGACGGGGGGAAAGCUGCCGAAGACUUGAAGAAGAAAGAGUGGGAACGUGCCGAAAAAUGGAGAAAGAUGGCUAAAAUUGUGAAAACGGGCAAAGAUGGAGAAGGGAUGGAAUUCGAAUUCGAUACCCGGAGUUCAAAAUUGAUAGAGCGCACGUGGAAAGGGAUACCCGACCGGUGGCGAGCUGCGGCUUGGCAUUCGUUCCUAAGCAGCUCAGCGAAGAAGAGAAAAGAUAGUGCGACUGAUGAAGCGAUCAUCGGAGCCUUCCAUAAGUUAUUGCAGCAAGGUUCGGCAGACGAUGUUCAGAUCGAUAUCGACGUUCCCAGGACAAUCAACAGCCACAUCAUGUUCAGACGGCGGUACCGGGGAGGGCAAAGACUAUUAUUUCGGGUACUUCACUCCUUGACUUUAUACUUUCCCGAUACAGGCUACGUGCAAGGGAUGGCAUCUUUGGCUGCCACUCUUCUGUGCUACUACGACGAAGAGCGGUGCUUCGUAAUGCUAGUGCGGAUGUGGACCCUACGAGGUCUGGACAAACUCUAUGAAGCCGGCUUCUCGGGCCUAAUGUCCGCCCUCGACGAGUUGGAAAAACAAUGGUUCAAGGGCGGCGAAGUGUCCCAAAAGCUCACCGAACUUUGUAUUGAACCCACUGCUUACGGAACACGUUGGUACCUCACUCUCUUCAACUAUUCCAUUCCCUUCCCCGCCCAGCUCCGCGUCUGGGACGUGUUUAUGCUACUGGGUGACUCGGACCUCAAUUCAACACCUACCAAAGAAGAGCCGUUCAAUGGCGGCCUAGAUGUACUGCACGCAACAAGCGCAGCGCUAAUUGACGGUAUGAGGGAGAUUUUGAUGGACAGCGACUUUGAAAACGCCAUGAAGGUGCUCACAAGUUGGAUUCCUGUGAAAGACGAGGAGUUAUUGAUGCGCGUCACGAAAGCAGAGUGGAAAUUGCAUCGGGCGAAACGGAGGAGUUAA